This is a messenger RNA of Aedes albopictus (Asian tiger mosquito), 3707 nucleotides long. RefSeq lists its product as uncharacterized. The coding region runs from base 1124 to 2659 and encodes 511 amino acids. NCBI's taxonomy places the organism in Eukaryota, Metazoa, Arthropoda, Insecta, Diptera, Culicidae. The transcript has 3 exons. The record is from RefSeq and is a predicted model, not a curated record.
CAGGCUUUGUCCCAGUGAGGACGUUACGCCAAGAAGAGGAAGAGGAGGAUUUGGGCUGAAAACCCUAUAUCGAUUGGGCUGAAUUUUUCACACCCCAAGGAACAUUUCUAUGGGGGGCCCCGUGGGUUUGACUUCUUUUUUCUGGACAUAUAAAUAUGGGCUGGACUAGUAUAUAGUUUAUUCAUUCAUGCAUGCUUUCAUGUAUUUCAAAACUAACGUUAAACACAUAAAUGGUUUCACUCCGUUAUCAUUAAUCAUGUGAGAUUAUGUCAUGUAAGAUGGGAAUUGUUAAUUUUAUUUCGAAAGCAAACAUCUGAUUUAAUUGCAAAUUAAACACUGCGAUUUCUCAAUAACAUGAUUGGAAUACAAUAAAGAAAAAUAUUUCGAUUACGAAUGAGUGUAGUCAGUUUUGUACCUUUUAAUUCCGCCUUCUUUUGCUUACCGUAUUUUGACUACCACUUGUAAUCUUACUCAGUGGCAGUUAUCCAGUGGAACUGAGGACGAUUACAAGUGGUAGUUGUAAUACGCGUAGAGUAAUUGUUCCAUUCGUUGCAGUAGUACCUAUUGUUGCGGAAGAGGCAUUUAAGCACUUUUUCGACUAAAAUGUCACCAAGAAGCAUUUUUAAUAGUUAACGCGGCCGCGUAAAUGAAAACCACGUAAAAAAAGACCUGGCUGUACGUGGUACGACUAUUUUUUAUAUUUGAUUUACACUAAUACUGCAACGAUUGGCACACUUACCCUAUCUGUCAAAGGAUAAGCAAAAGAGGGCGGAAUUAAGGGUAUUCUGCUUAAAGGGUUCGAAAAGCCAACAACAGUAGACGUACGAUAACUGCAACAUGUUAACGUUUCACAAAAUUCGAUAAGUGCAACGUCAGACAGGCGUCAACAGCACGUCAAUUGAUGUUAAAUGAACGUAAAAUUCAUUCUACUGUUCAUUUAGGCUAACUUAGUGCACCGUUUUUAGGGAUAGCGGUGCGAUAAUUGCAAAGUUGUUGCACUUACCGGACUUUUGGUUAAAAAGCAUUGCAGUUGAAUCGUUUGCACCGACCAAACGUCUACUGUAUCUUUUUCAUUUCAAUUCAUCUCAGAUGUUUCAAAUGAAAUCCAUUUCAUAUUACAGAAAUGCAGAGUACAGCCAACAGCCAGAUAGUAGUAGCGACUAUUCAACCUGCAGAACAGAUACCUUCUCCGACACUUCAUCAAAUUCACAUCGCUCCUAACUUAUUGACGCUUAAUCCUAACGAACGUACUUCUGCGCCGGAUCCAGUAGCUAUGCAGCUAUUGGAAGAUGUCAUAGAGGAUCAGAACGUACAACAAGAUAACACGGAAUGUAUCGUGAUGAAAGUGCAAGCAGUUGACGAACAAGAAUCGGAAAGUCAUGAGUCGAUUGGAUGCUCAAAUGAUGUGGAGGUUGAUGAAAAUACCUCUCCGAAUGCGAAACAAAAGUUACCACAAGACAUCGAUUUGCGGAAAAGUUCCAAAAAACAUGCCACGUCGGAGAUGAAGUUUCGGUCUUUUGAGAUUAAUUGGAACAAAGUGAGUGACAACGUACUAACUAAGCUAAACAAUAUCCAGGAAUUUAGAGCCAAACAUCAGGGAGAACCCAUUCCGUCUUCACUGCGGUUGGCAAAGGUUGAUACAACAAAAUUAGUCAACAACGUAGUUGAUCAGCUGAGGAUGAUUGAUACAGAAAUCAAGGCGAGUGUGAUGGAAACCGUCGCUCAACAGCUCCUGCGAAAAUAUCCAUGUCUCGAAUUUGUUGAUGACGACGGUUGUGGAAACGGCAUGAGUUACGUUAUUUUCAAGCAUAAGAUGAUCAACCAUAACAAUUAUCUCAACCGUUUCAAAGAUACCUCCAAACAGAAGCCCACGUCCAGCAACAAAGGUCGACAUGUCAAAGCUGGAACUUUGAAAGAAUAUUGGAAUGUCUCUGAUAAAAACUGCGAGAAAGGAGUAUUGUCAAAACUUCGACGCGAUGAGCCUGAACUCCUUACUAGCGAGUUUUUAAGUGCCUCGCAAGCUUUCGUAAGGUACAAACUAAACGAGAGUAAGGUGCUAGGAGAGCUGCUCGCUGAAUAUCCUGUGCUUCGCCGAAGAGGAUUGUUGAGCUACCACUUCAUGCAGGCAACGGGAAUAAACGUGGAGGAUUUGCGGAAAUACUAUUGCACGAAGCGUCCAAAAAUCAUAAGUUUUUCAAAUGUAGCUGGUCGAAGUGAUCCAAAACUCGCUAAUGAUUGCUCUGAUCUGGAGGUCUUCCGAUUUCUCGCCCGUCUCGUAGGAGAAAACAUCGACACUUUGAUUAUUAACAGUGAGGUCGGCACACGAAUUGACGACAUUCGAUUGGAAUCGGCGGGCCCCUUGCUGGUAUCUGUAGAUAUGGGCCAAGGAACGUACAUGUACUAUGUAUAUGCCGACUUCACUCGGAUCACGGAAGGCACCACGGAUAUAAUUUGCGCUCUUCAGGACUUGAUGUGUACGUACUACGUACACAACUACAAAUACUUAAAAACUACAUCAAAGUUUUUGGAAUUAGUGCAGCAGUAUUUCCUGAAAAUCAUUCCGGCGACGGGCUCCAAAUCGAACGCAUACAAGGUCGGAAAUCAGCAGCGCAUUGUACAGAGGACGAUCGAAAGUCUGUCAAACCAUGACGACAAAUAGAAUUAUUGAGAACAGCAUCAAUUGAAUGCGAAAGAUGCAAUGAAACGGUGUAACAAAACAUCUAUGAAUUAGAAAAUAAGAACAAGAAUACGUUGUUUAUGUAGGCUAACUGUAGAAUAAGUUUCGUAGAUUCGUAGAAUACCAAUAAGAGUAAAAACAACAACAAAAAACAGUCAGCAUCAUUGUUGAUUGAAAAGAUGUCAGAGAAAUAUGUAACUAUAGGAAUAAACAGCGCAACUAUUGCUAUCAGCCGCUAUCAAUCAUUUAGAGUAGAACAGCACUCUAAUGUAUCAUACUGAGAACAAAAUAAAUGUAUGUAAAAUGUUAACGAAUUUUCGCGAACAAUAACUACUACUUUCAAUUCGAAAUACCCAUUCACUCUUUUUCUUGCACAUUUGGUGAAAUAUACAUUUUGUAUGAAAGGAACGAUUUGGUCGAAUUGUGAAAACCUCAAAACAGCCAUUUCAAAAUUGAAAGUGGUGUUUCCACUGUUAAUUCUGAGCGUAAUUCUUUUAGUCAAGCGAUAUUCUUAAAAACAAGAUCAAUGGGUGAAGCUUUUGUUUGUAAUUGUUGUUUCGUUAUUUUCACACGUCGAUCUACACCUUUCUCUAAUUACCAUGAUGUUGACAGAUUGCAUGAUGAAUUGCUGUUUGGAAAAGCAAUUAAGCUGAGAAUUAUGCCGUUUUUCAAUGUAAUUAUGUUUUGUAUACACUUAUGUACUAAUUUAUUCACGGAGUUACUAUUAUUUCCGUUUUUUUGUCUGCCUCUCUCUUACUCCUGUUUCAAUAGAGUUUAGGAGACGCUAAUAAAAAAAGCACAAAUAAUAGUAACUCUCUCGACAUUCUCAUUUUUGGUUAUUUAUACAGCUCCGCUUGAGCAAUCACAAAAGUACACGUCGUCGUUGAAUCUUUUUUUCAAUCGUGUAAAAUUAUUGUUCAAGGAAAAAACAUUACGAGUAAAUUUCAAUGGUCGUGUAAAUUUGUGCGAUUUUUCGCAUUCCAUUUAUGUGCAUGCUAUGUAGUUGAAAAUUAAUUGGAUUUUUCUAACU